Molecule: messenger RNA, 1278 nt
Organism: Pyricularia grisea
Lineage: Eukaryota; Fungi; Ascomycota; Sordariomycetes; Magnaporthales; Pyriculariaceae
Exons: 1
Coding region: 1-1278 (425 amino acids)
Source: RefSeq, a predicted model, not a curated record
AUGCCUACCCACGGCCUUACGCUGCCCACGCCUCUGAAGUCGCCGGCCACUGCAACCCCGACCUACGAGCGCGAUCCCAUAGAGGCUCUUAGGGAGAGUCUCCAGUCCGAUGACGAUGCGACCUCUCCGAAUCACGAUGCCGACGGCGAAGCCGAUGAUGACAAUCUUAGUGGUGCCACAAGAGGCGCGUCCGACGCGGUAGUUAACCAUCAUCAUAACAACAACAACAACAACUCCACCUCCACCUCCACCAACAAUAAUACUGUCGCAACUGAUGCUACGAGCGAUUCGUCAUCCGCAGCCGCGGUCAUAGCGGCCGCAUCGGCUGCGGCGCAUGCGCAGCUUCAUCAGUCGCAGCAGCAAGCACAACAGCACCAGCAAACACAACAUCACAACGGCAACAACGCUGUUGCACCCAACUCGGCAUCAAAACCACGCUUUAGGUAUGAGGCCGAGAGAGUGUUACUGUCGGGUCCCGACGACCUCGACCUGUGGCUGGCGCAAACCGAGGCUAUCGCGACGGCCACAAACUGCUUCUCCGAGCUCACGCAACAAUUCAACGUGGCCACUUUCCCACCAGACGGUACCGUCAUGGCCCUUAUCUGCAGCGCGAGGUUCACAACCGCAUGGCGCAUCCUCGAAGAUACCAUCUCGGGACCCGUGUGGGCAAUGAUGCGCGUGUUCCAAUUGCAAGCGCACUACAAGUCACACAUGCUGCCUAACCAGAUCUACGAAUUUGCGCGCUGGGUCGCCUCCCGGAUGCCGAGUGUGGGAACCAACGAGCAGCCGCAAGAGGAGCGCAUGGCCAUGGUUACCGAGUAUAACAUUGCAGAUCCAGCGUACUAUCCUAACCAGAGAUGCUACGAGGAUGGUGUUCAAUUCCUACAACAGAAGCUGCACGAGCUCAUGAGGCUAGGGGAUUGGCGCGUCGCCGCCGCCAUGUAUGAUGAGAUCCCAGACUGGUGUCCAAAGCCUCCCCCGGGAAUGACGGAUGAAGAAAAUCAACACCAACAACAGCCGGAACACCAACAGGAUCAACAGGCCGUCGAUCAUGAACAGUCCAAUGGGAAGACCGAUUACUCGUCACCAUACCCACCGUUGCCUUCGGGACAGCCGGACGGUCACGACUCGCCGCAAACCGUCACCGGCGGCUAUCCUGCGCCUCCUAUCGAGACAACCAGUACGGCGGCUAUUAAGGGGGAGCCAACUGCGGUCGUCAGAGACGAUCAACCUCCGCCGAACAAGCGGAGACGUGGAAGACCUAGCAAAUACGCCUGA